AUGACAGGCUGGGGGUGCGCGGGGUCAUUUCCCGAAGGCAGGGCGCAGGAACCGCAGCGCCCAUGGCCCCCCAACCCCGCAGCCUUCCUGGCCACACCGGGCGAGGGCCCCCCCUCGGGCACCAUCCCCGGGUGGGCGUGCGAGGGGCCGGGGGCCGGCGGCAAGAACCGGCGCGUGUGCCACGCCGCGGCACGGCUGGAGAUGGGCAGCCUCUGGGAGGAGUUCAACCGCCUGGGCACCGAGAUGAUCGUCACCAAGGCGGGCAGGAGGAUGUUCCCCACCUUCCAGGUGAAGCUGUCGGGGCUGGACCCGUCGGCCGACUACGUCCUGCUGAUGGACUUUGUCCCGCUGGAUGACAAGAGAUACAGGUACGCCUUCCACAGCUCCUCCUGGCUGGUGGCCGGCCGUGCCGACCCGGCGGCCCCCGGCCGCGUCCACUUCCACCCCGACUCGCCCGCCAAGGGGGCCCAGUGGAUGCGGCAGAUCGUCUCCUUCGACAAGCUCAAGCUCACCAACAACCUCCUGGACGACAACGGCCACAUCAUCCUCAACUCCAUGCACCGCUACCAGCCCCGCUUCCACGUGGUGCUGGUGGACCCCCGGCGCGACAGCGAGCGCUUCGCCCACGAGAACUUCAAGUCCUUCAGCUUCCCCGAGACCCAGUUCAUGGCGGUGACGGCUUACCAGAACCACCGGAUCACCCAGCUGAAGAUCGCCAGCAACCCCUUCGCCAAGGGCUUUCGGGACGGCGAGCCCGAGCCGUGGUAAGGUGCUGGGUGCU
This is a messenger RNA of Oxyura jamaicensis (ruddy duck), 781 nucleotides long. It is a transcript of the gene TBX10, whose product is annotated as T-box transcription factor 10. Gene Ontology annotation, molecular function: DNA-binding transcription factor activity, RNA polymerase II-specific; RNA polymerase II cis-regulatory region sequence-specific DNA binding. The transcript has 6 exons. Gene Ontology annotation, cellular component: nucleus. The record is from RefSeq and is a predicted model, not a curated record. Gene Ontology annotation, biological process: cell fate specification; regulation of transcription by RNA polymerase II; positive regulation of DNA-templated transcription. NCBI's taxonomy places the organism in Eukaryota, Metazoa, Chordata, Aves, Anseriformes, Anatidae. The coding region runs from base 1 to 768 and encodes 255 amino acids.